Messenger RNA from Pelobates fuscus (common spadefoot toad), 3697 nucleotides. RefSeq names its product G protein signaling modulator 1 (gene GPSM1). The transcript has 14 exons. Gene Ontology annotation, cellular component: cell cortex. The record is from RefSeq and is a predicted model, not a curated record. Gene Ontology annotation, molecular function: G-protein alpha-subunit binding; GDP-dissociation inhibitor activity. NCBI's taxonomy places the organism in Eukaryota, Metazoa, Chordata, Amphibia, Anura, Pelobatidae. Gene Ontology annotation, biological process: establishment of mitotic spindle orientation. The coding region runs from base 71 to 2113 and encodes 680 amino acids.
CUGUGCCUGCACUGGCAGGGGGAGGGGGCUCACUGGAUCUGAGGACCAGGGCUGGGGAUCUGCUGCCUGGAUGCUGCACAGCUGUAUGUUGCUAAACCUGGGAGGGAGUAAACUGCACCCAUUCAUGGCUUUCCAGCCCAGCAAUGACUACCAGAACCCUGCAGCCAAAAGAGGGUAUUCCAGAAUGGAGGCCUCCUGUCUGGAGCUCGCACUGGAAGGGGAACGUCUCUGCAAGGCCGGAGACUUUAAAGCAGGUGCUGCUUUCUUCGAAGCUGCUGUCCAGGUGGGAACGGAAGAUCUGAAGACUCUUAGCGCCAUCUACAGCCAACUGGGCAAUGCGUACUUCUAUUUAAAAGAGUACGCGAAGGCACUGGAAUACCACAAGCAUGACCUCAUGUUGGCCAGAUCCAUUGGAGACCGUAUUGGCGAAGCCAAAGCAAGUGGGAAUCUGGGAAAUACGCUCAAAAUCCUGGGGCAAUAUGAUGAAGCCAUCGUCUGCUGCCAAAGACAUCUGGAUAUAUCCCAGGAGCAAGGAGAUAAGGUGGGUGAGGCCCGGGCCUUGUACAACGCUGGCAAUGUAUUCCAUGCCCGAGGGAAGCAGCUGUCCUGGAAUAUGCCACAGAUUCCUGGGGACCUCUCAGAAGAUGUUAAAGAGACGCUACUGAAUGCUACAGAGUAUUAUGAGAGAAACCUUGCUCUGGUGAAGGAGUUGGGAGAUAGGGCAGCGCAGGGCCGUGCCUAUGGAAACCUGGGAAACACACACUACCUCCUUGGCAACUUCAAUGAAGCCAUCGCGUUUCACAAAGAGAGACUCUCGAUAGCUAAAGAGUUUGGAGACAAAGCUGCAGAAAGGAGAGCAUACAGCAAUCUGGGGAAUGCCCACAUAUUCCUGGGAAGAUUCGAUGCGUCAGCGGAUUACUAUAAGAAGACGCUGCAGCUCGCGCGGCAGUUGAAGGAUCAGGCAGUUGAGGCUCAGGCUUGUUACAGCCUCGGAAAUACGUACACUUUGCUGCAAGACUACGACCGUGCCAUAGAGUAUCAUUUAAAGCAUCUGUCCAUAGCACAAGAACUCGGGGACCGAGUGGGUGAAGGACGAGCGUGCUGGAGUCUUGGAAAUGCGUACGUGUCUUUAGAGAACCACGAGGAGGCGCUGCGAUAUGUCAAAAAACACAUGGAGAUAUCGUGUGAGAUUGGAGACCGGAACGGUGAAUUAACAGCUCGUAUGAAUAUAGCUCAACUGAGGUCUGCACUUGGCAUGGGUUCCUGCGAGGACAAUGGGGACUCAUCUCCACAGUAUGAUGGCUAUGAAGCACAAGGUGCGAGACCCAAGAGGUUACAAAGGACAAGUAUGGACAGCUUGGAUUUAAUAAAGUUCCCCUGUGAGAAGGACCAAAAUGGAGACAGUCACCAUGCGCUGGGAAUGAAAAAGGACUUCACAACAAAACCUACGAGGAGUAAAAAAUACAGGGACAAUCAGUUUCUCACAGACCCAAAAUUGCAGGAUCCCGCCCCAGUUUGUGCAGCCGAUGUUAGAGUCCAGAUGCCCCAUCUGAAAAUCAAUCGGGCUCCUUCGGAUGAGGAAUGCUUCUUUGACCUCUUAAGUAAAUUUCAAAGCAACCGGAUGGAUGAUCAGAGAUGCACGUUAGAAGAGAGCCAGAGCGAGGUUACGGCGGAUCCGGCUAUGCCAAUCGCAGCCCUGGAAGACAGGAUAUCUGCAUCCUCGCUGAUGGCCUCGCCCCAGACAGAGGAGUUUUUCGACUUGAUAGCAAGCUCCCAGAGUCGGAGGUUGGAUGACCAACGAGCAAGCGUGGGGAAUUUACCUGGUCUACGGCUAACUCACAAUAAUAUGGGUCAUCUUCUAGUGGAAGGGGACCAGCAGGAGCCCGGGGACGAGUUUUUCAACAUGCUAAUGAAGUGCCAGUCUUCACGGAUAGAUGACCAAAGAUGUGCACCUCCAGAUUCAGUUCCCAGGGGCCCCACAAUGCCUGACGAAGAUUUCUUCAGUCUGAUUCAGAGAGUUCAAGCCAAGCGGAUGGAUGAACAAAGAGUUGAUCUUCCGUCCAAUCAAGAAGAUGAGAGGCAAGGUGACCAACAGCGACCAAGUAACAGCUAAGUUCUAGUAUAUCCUCCUGAUGGGACAGACAUCUGCCUUUUACAAAGGAAACUACCUAUUUCAGAGGAUUUAACACCACAGUGGACCUACAAGAGACAGUUUUUUUUUUUGUUUUUUUUUGUUAGAAAUCAAUGUAUUUGCAUAGCUGACGUAUAGAGAUUAAGUGGACAAAUUUGGUGGUGAACGUUCGUGAGCUAUCCGGGUGUUUGGUCAAUUAGUUAAACAGUUGUACCUAUUUUAUAGACUGCUUUUUCUAGACUAUUAUUAUAAUUGAAGCAGGAAAACGUAUUUCAAGGAUUCACGAAUGGUGAUUCCCAAGUAUUUAAUGGACAGAAAAUUGCUGCAACUCUACAGCGAUCUUAUCCUGAAGAUAAAACGGGCUACCUAGCAACGUGAAAUGCGCCGGCCACAGCCGUACAAGUUUAUUCUGCUGUAUGGGAGCCAGUAACAUAUGUGGUCAGCAGUUUGUAUUCUGUCCUAGUAGGCCUUAUUCACUAAAUGGCAAUAACGUCAUUUUAUUUUUAUUUUAUUUUUACAAUAAUUUCCUAAACAUUAGGAUUUUAGUUUGCUAGCGGUGCAGCAGGCUUUUACACAGUAUUCUUUAUUAGAGACAGGUGUCAGAAAUGAUCCCCAUUCACUCCAGAUUUCAAUAGGUGCUUGCCUCCGAAAAAGGUAAAAACACAUAAAAAUCUCAAUAACUGUCCUUCCUUAAAACAUAUUUAUUAGUUUAUUUAUGUUUACAGAUUCUGUAAUGUAGCUAUCUGGUCUAGCUAUAGCUGAGUCUCGGCAUGCUCUCAUUUCACCCGUUGAUAAUAGUCUCUCUUUUCGCAGGUACUAGUUGGUCCGUACCAGAAGUCAUUAUCGUAAAUGUAUGGUUUGCUGUGUUCAGGCUCGGAUUGGGCUGUUUAAUCUUGGCCCAAUGCUGAUUGGUGCACAGUAAUGUGUAUGUGGGUUGCUAAUGAUAUAAUUCCAACAGGACAUCUACAGCUUAUAAAUUUGUAUCUGUCAUGAAAAAUCUGACACUUUGACAAAAGCAGUACAUUUGUAAGGUUAUUACUUUUUUUUUUUUAGUUUUUUAAUUUAUGCAGUGGUGUUGAUUCACUAUACAGCGAAUUUCAGUAAAUUAAAAACCAAAUUGCAACAAUUUGCGGGGGGGGGAAAAAUCUCCAACUAGACUAAUCACAGAUUUUUACAAUUCCGUUUUCGUGUCGCUACAAUACUAUUUUUGUGUAGGAUAUAUAAUUGACAAAAGUGCAAAUAGGAAAAAUGCGCCAAAGGAGAUAUUAGGAAAACGUUUUCUAGCGAUUUCCCACCGACGUAUUCACUACAGGGAGAAUUCAAAGUACCGUGAAUUUAUAAUUUCAGAUCAAAGUAGCGGAACUAGAAAUCUUCUCUAAGCCAGUUAUCCUUUCAGUUUGACUAGUCUGGCCUUAAAUUUUAAAUUCACUUUGAAUUAUCACUUCGUUGAAUAAUCCUUUCAGUGUUUCAUUUGUAGCUAGAACUCAAUAUGAACAAAGAGAAUGGAGUCCAGAUGUCUCUAUACGAUACACGACUCCGAAGUAACUGAUAUUUCUGGAUUUUAUU